Lachancea mirantina is the source of this 960-nucleotide messenger RNA. NCBI's taxonomy places the organism in Eukaryota, Fungi, Ascomycota, Saccharomycetes, Saccharomycetales, Saccharomycetaceae. The record is from the annotation of a GenBank genome assembly.
AUGUUUUUCAGUGCAAAACCCAAGACUCCACCGUUAGAUUACCCAUACACAUGCCAGCAGGCGUCACCGACGACCCAGUCGAAGUUCAAACAUGAAUACAACAAGGCAUCGUUCACGUGUGUUAAAUGGGGCGCAGGUGGACCCGAAACCAAGGCCCGAGUGCUGAUAGUGCAUGGUUUCGGCGAACACACGCAGUUGUAUGCACGGUUCAUGGAUCAAUUGAGUAGCGUUGGAGUUGAAUCGUUCGUUUACGACCAACGUGGAUCCGGUGAGACCGCGGGCACGCGUGCCCGCGGUCUCACGAACGAAUUCCAUACGUUCGACGAUCUGGACCAUUUCAUUGACUGGAAUCUACACGACAAGGCUUCGCAGGUGCCAUUGUUUCUGUUCGGUCAUUCCAUGGGCGGCGGGAUUUCGCUGAACUACGGGUGCGACGGCAAAUUCCGCGACCAAAUCGCAGGCAUAAUGGUAACGGGACCGUUGAUCCUGAUGCAUCGGCACUCCGCUCCGAGCGCGGUGGUCGACUUUCUGUCGCCGUUGCUGGCUGCGGCGUUGCCGGGGCUUCGAAUCGACACGGCGCUGGAUAUCGAUGCCACGACCUCGGAUCCCGCGUUCCGCGAGUAUCUGGAACACGAUCCACUCACGGUUCCGCUGCUGGGAUCACUGCGCCAGAUUUACGACUUUUUGUCACGCGGGAAACGUCUGGUGCGCGACAAGCAACGUACGGCGCGGUUCCAAACCCCAGUCUUGUUGAUGCACGGGGAACGGGAUCAGAUUACGGAUCCGGCCGGGUCUCGUCAAUUCUACGAGCUAUGUGGGUCGCGUGACAAGACUAUAAAGACCUACAAGGACGCCUGCCAUUCGUUGUGCCUUGAGCGUGACGAGACGUUCCAAAGAAUGUCUACCGAUGCCACCGAAUGGCUAAGAGCGCGUUGUGACGGAGACGUCGCGGAGACGUAA